This is a messenger RNA of Fusarium redolens, 2007 nucleotides long. RefSeq lists its product as uncharacterized. The coding region runs from base 1 to 2007 and encodes 668 amino acids. Gene Ontology annotation, biological process: aromatic amino acid catabolic process; positive regulation of transcription by RNA polymerase II. Gene Ontology annotation, cellular component: nucleus. The record is from RefSeq and is a predicted model, not a curated record. Lineage: Eukaryota; Fungi; Ascomycota; Sordariomycetes; Hypocreales; Nectriaceae. The transcript is spliced from 3 exons. Gene Ontology annotation, molecular function: DNA-binding transcription factor activity, RNA polymerase II-specific.
AUGCAACCUCCACUUCAUAGACUACCAGACUUUUACUUGAUGCUACCUCUAACGACCAGAGUGACAGACAGUAUCGACACUGUUGUACAUGCCCCAAUCUCGAACGAUGGUGACACUAUCAAACUUCUACAGCAGUCCUCGAACUAUGAGGCUGCUAAAGAUGGGGUUCAGCGCGAUGCUUCGGCAGCUCUGUCAAAUCCUUCACGAUACGGGUCUUCGACAAUGAAUGGGCCAUUCAUAUCAGACCUUUCGUCCCCCAGCAUCGAGGCCCUACGACUAUGGAACAGUCUGCGAUUCGUUCGUAUGGGCUGGUUGACUGCACUUGAGGCAGUCUCGUAUAUGGACCUCUUCUUUGAGAACAUACUCCCGCUAUCACCGGUAAUGGAUGACUUUUAUAGCCACCACGACAACCAUUACAAGCUGAUAACACAAGAACCUCUCCUCUGUUGCACGAUUCUCAUGAUAUCCUCACGCUUUCAUUGUCUCCAAGGUACUUCUAGCUGGUCAAGAAGCGUCGCUCUACACACUCGCCUUUGGGAUCAUUGCGAACAUCUCGUCAAUAGAAUUAUUUUCGGCCAAGAAAAGAAGUCUAAAGCAAAAACUCGAACGCUUGGAUCAAUUCAAGCCCUCAUUCUCAUGACUGAAUGGGCGCCUAGAUCGGUUUACUUCCCGCCCAAGUCAGAUGGCUGGGAUUCCGACCUACUCUUUCAGCUUCCUGACGAGCGUGACCAGUUAGAUGGAAACUCGGCAGAUGUGACCCAAGAUCUCCAGGGGAAUUGGUACCGAGAUGUUGUAGCACCCGCAAAGACAAUCGAUCGCAUGUCGUGGAUGCUGCUUGGGUGUGCAGUCACUCUUGGCCAUGAAAUCGGUUUAUUUAAUGCAACACGACUUAACUCGACAGUGAACGAUACACAGCACCACAGACUAAGCCACGUCUGGCUACGGAAGGUAAUCUUUAUUGCCGAUGAACAACUGUCCAGCCGAAAUGGACUUACAUCAGUGAUUCCUUCGAGCUUGAACUCAUCGGCCUUUGAACCCUGGAUAGGAUCUUCAUCUGGUAAGGAGGAGCAAACCCGCAAGUUUGUCAAUGGCCAACUGGCUCUUGCAGAGCUAGCUCGAUCAAUUUCGAAUACCCUGUUUUCUUCAAGAAUUACUACGCAGGAGCUUAUACAGAGCUACAAAUACGUGAGCAGCAUAGAAGAGUACCAGCAGAAACUUGCCGCAUGGCGAGAGGUAUACUUGGAUAAUCAAGUGUUGUCAUGGCACACAUACGAUCUGCUCGAAAUAGAGUACCAGUACGCUUCGGUAUUCCUUUACAGCUUGGGAAUGCAGGCUGUGGUCGAUCGGUCCUGUAGAAACAAUCCCGACGAUCCAAACGCAUCAAGCCGGGCCAUCGGGAACUGGAUACUAAACUUUGCCACUCCGACUGACCUUCGGCUCAUCAAUACAGUGAUUCAAGGCAGCUGUAAACUCAUACAAAGUGCAAUACACCUAGCUGAACGCGGUUCUCUACCAUACUGCCCUACGCGUGUUAUCACCCGCGUCAUCGGCGUUUCCGUAUUCCUUCUCAAAGCUCUUGGCCUAGGCGUUGAAAGAGCAGUGUUCAAUAAGUCUUUGGACCAGCUUGAACAUGUGGUCCAGGCUAUCCGCAGCAGUACUUGGGACGACCUGGACCUUGCAAAACGUUAUGCCGAUGUCUUGCAUAAUCACAUCUAUCAACUCAAGAACGGCUCUGGUACACGAGGAUCCCAACAAGAAACGCCUAUUGCCGAGCAAAGCCAUGAUGACGCCUUGGCUGAGCGUGGAACAAGCAAUGAAAGUGGUGACAUCUUUGGUAAUAUACAUGUUCCAGAUGAUUGGCCCGAUUCACUUGCAUUUCUCGAUGCUUCUUUGGCUCCGUUCGGAAUCGCCACUGAUGAAAGCUCUGGGCUUGUCGGGCUGGGGGAUAGUGAUUGGAGUUUAUUAUGGAACAUUCCUUCAUUCUAUAUGCCCUCAUUUCCUCCCUGA